Molecule: messenger RNA, 978 nt
Organism: Ceratotherium simum simum (southern white rhinoceros)
Lineage: Eukaryota; Metazoa; Chordata; Mammalia; Perissodactyla; Rhinocerotidae
Source: RefSeq, a predicted model, not a curated record
AUGGAGAAUCCAAACAAUAUGAGUGAAUUCAUUCUUUUGGGCAUUACAAAGAAUCCAGAGCUGCAGAAAAUACUCUCUGCUGUGUUUCUAAUCAUGUAUGUGUCCACCAUUUUGGGAAACCUACUCAUCGUGGUAACCAUGAUGACAAGUCAGAGUGUGAGAUCACCUAUGUAUUUUUUCCUUACUUCCUUGUCUCUCAUGGAUGCCACCUACUCGUCUGUCAUUGCUCCCAAGAUGAUUGUGGACUCCCUCUCUGAGAGCACUACCAUCUCCCUCGAAGGCUACAUGGCCCAGCUCUUUGCAGAGCAUUUCUUUGGUGGUGUGUGGAUCAUCCUCCUCACUGUGAUGGCCUAUGACUGCUAUGUGGCCAUCUGUAAGCCCCUGCACAACAUGCCCAUCAUGAGGCCUCAGGUGUGCUGCCUGCUGCUGGGAGGGGCCUGGCUGGGGGGAUUUAUCCAUGCGGUAACACAGCUUCUCUUCAUGUAUCAAAUACCAUUCUGUGGUCCCAAUGUCAUUGAUCACUUUAUGUGUGAUUUGUUUCCAUUGUUGAAACUGGCCUGCAUGGACACCCACAUCUUGGGCCUCUUAGUCAUCCUCAACAGUGGGGUGAUGUGUGUGAUCAUCUUCCUUAUCCUCAUCACCUCCUAUGUCGUCAUACUCUGCUCCCUGAAGUCUUGCAGCCCUGAAGGACGGCAUAAUGCUCUCUCCACCUGUGGCUCGCACCUCGCAGUGGUCAUCUUGUUCUUUGUGCCAUGCAUUUUCUUGUACAUGAGGCCUGUGGCCACUUACCCCAUAGACCAGGCAAUGGCUGUGUCCUUUACUAUUGUCGCACCCAUGUUAAAUCCCUUGAUCUACACCUUGAGGGACACAGAGGUGAAGAACGCCAUGAGGAUGCUGUGGAUGAAACAAGGGACCCUGAGCAGUCACUAGCUUACAUGCUAAGAACAAAUCUUUCCUGCAAGGACAAUGAGGUCUUGC